This is a messenger RNA of Caenorhabditis remanei, 234 nucleotides long. RefSeq lists its product as uncharacterized. Lineage: Eukaryota; Metazoa; Nematoda; Chromadorea; Rhabditida; Rhabditidae. The coding region runs from base 1 to 234 and encodes 77 amino acids. The record is from RefSeq and is a predicted model, not a curated record. The transcript has 3 exons.
AUGAUGCAUUCGUCAAUUACACGAACUAUCUAUCACAACAGCAAUAUCAAUUUAGGACCUUCCUUGUUAAACAAUGAAUGCGAAAGAAUUAACUUCAAGCAAGACGUCGUCGGAGUCACCCUUACCAAACUGGAGUUAACCUUGGUUUUAACAAUGUACAUCACCGCUGUCGUCGUUCUUGUCGUUGUCUUCGAACUGCUCAAACCAUCGAUUUCUGCCCAUUUACUGGGUUAA